UUCGGUUUGAAGGAGAGCAGUAUGGUUAAUAAUAUAUUCACUGUGAUUAAUUUAUUCGUUGUGGUGUUCGUGGUGAUCGCCGGGGCUACUAAAGCCAACACGGAUAACUGGUAUUUGCCGUCCAAUGGCACCGGCACGGGCGACGAGGGUGGAUUUUUCCCCUUCGGCGUUGAAGGGAUGAUCAAAGGGGCAGCGACCUGUUUUUAUGGGUUUGUGGGUUUUGAUUGCAUCGCAACGACGGGAGAGGAAGUGAAAAAUCCAAAAAGGGCCAUUCCAGUGUCGAUUAUUUUUUCAUUGUUUAUCAUAUUUCUUGCAUAUUUUGGCACUUCAACGGUUCUUACUUUAAUGGUCCCAUUUUAUAAUGAGGAUUAUAACGCCCCACUUCCCCAUGCUUUUGAAAUGGUCGGCAUGAGUUGGGCCAAGUGGGUUGUUACCAUUGGUGGUCUUUUUGCACUAUGUGCCAGUUUAUUUGGUGCAAUGUUUCCACUUCCGAGAAUAAUCUACGCGAUGGCUUCCGAUAGUCUCGUUUUUCGUUUCUUGGGACGAGUCAGUUCACGAUUUAAAACACCCGUUGCUGGUACUUUAGUAGCCGGGCUUUUGACUGGCCUAAUGGCCGCUCUCUUUGAUGUUAACCAAUUGAUAAAUAUGAUGUCUAUAGGAACCCUUAUGGCUUACACCAUAGUAGCAGCCAGUGUCCUCCUUCUACGCUACGAGGUUGAUAAAGAUGCCAUUUACGAACCUCUAAGGGCCCUUUUGGACUCGGAGGAAGUCGAUACAUAUACGGAAAAUCGUGCUUUGGACGACCCAGAAACCAGCGAAGAAACUGAAUUGAUGAGUGGCGAAAUCACGACUUUGAAUGUUUUUAAACAGAUUUUUAAUUGUGGUAGACAAGGAUCUCCUUCGGAAGUUUCCGAAAGAAUCGUCAAAGUUCAAGUUUGUCUCUAUUGCCUUCUUUGCAUUUUUAUCGGAAUCUGUGCCAUGCAAUUGAAGGAUUGGAUCAGAAAUGAUUCUCUAUGGGGUAUUGUAGUGUCGGGUGUUGUGGUCGGGUUGGCUGUUUUGGUUUUAAUGUCGAUUACGACACAGCCACAGUCGAGGAAAGAACUGUCAUUCAAGGUUCCUUUGGUGCCUUUAAUACCGGCCUUGAGUAUCUUGAUAAAUAUCUACUUGAUGCUUAUGUUGGACACGAACACUUGGAUCCGAUUCGGCGUUUGGAUGCUUGUAGGCCUUCCCACUUACUAUUUUUCCAUCCAAUCUCAUUCCGAUGCACGAAAUGAGAGUAUAUGCAGUCGUGACUCUUCCACCAAACCGAACAAUAACGUGAACGGUUUCACCAAUCACGCCUAUGUGAGCGACGAAACUUUACCGAAAUUCAAACCACGAGCACCCGAACCACCCAUUACGUCAAACAUCGAGGCAACCAUCGCCGUCCUGGAUCUAGUGCUCGAAAAUGAAGAAGCCAACAUUGACGAAAAUCUAAUCGAUCGCAGAAUUUCUAUUGACACUACCUCAAACGCUUCUAAUGUUUUACGUGAAGAGAGUGUCCAAGCUGUUGUGCAUUGUGAACAAGCCCCACCUCUCGACCAAUCCGGUGACGUUGAUAAUCCCCCUCCCGAUCCUGACCCCGCCCAGUCGCCUGACGUGACUCCUCCCACGGAGAACGAAACCAGUGAAGAAGAAACGCCUCCAACGCCUCCACUUGUAGAGGAAAUGCCACCAGUGCCCCCACCCCCUCCUCCCAUGAUGCCAAAAAUGGGCACUGUGUCCAUUCCAAGGCCAACGUUAAGUGAAUUAAGUACGGUUAAAUUGACACCAUGGGAGGAUAGAAAACCGGCAACGCCCCCUGUUGACUACUCUAGACAAAAUUCAAUGGCACCUGAUAAUAACGACAAUAUUAAAUUUGGUUCGCCUCAAUAUAAAGAGUUUCGCGAGUAUUUGAACCAAACAUUGCAACACGGAGGUUACUCUCCGACUCCGAUAUUUGAUGUAAAGAAGAAACCGUUGCAAGUUAAAACCGAACCGGUUUCGAAUGAAAAUGUCAUUGAGGAUAAGAUCGAUCGAAAUGAUGUGAAGCAAAAGCUUGCACUGUUUUUGGAACAGACUUAUAAUAAUAAUAAUGUUGUCAAAGAAAACGAUUUUAAAGAAGAACAUAAGGUUUUUGAGAGUAUCAACAGCAAAGAAGAAAGUCCUAGUGGUAAUUCAGAAAUUCCGCAGCGUGUGAAGAAACACGCAAAAGAUGACAACGAUUACGAUCGUCUGCGGCAUAGACAAAACAUGGAUAGCAUUUUCAAGAGUAUCAGGCUAAAAAAAGUAGACAGUUUUAAAACCAACGAAUCUCAGUAAAGUUUGAUGUUGAUUUAUUGGAGAUUGAUAUUUGUCUUUAUUUUUAAGAUCCACUAGCUUUGGAUAUUAUGAAGUUGGAGAACACCAAGCUUUAUGUUCCUAUUCCUAUUUAUGUUGCUUUUUUGUUCUAUCCUUUACCUUUCUUUCGCUUUGCUUCUAACUGUUGCAUGAGAUUAUUUUCUAAUAAACGAUAUUAAAGAACUGGAACUAUUACCGAGUUCUUUACAGGUUUUCUUAUUUACGGAUUUUAUGGCCUUCCAUACAAUGUAAGAACGUUCAGAAAUUAUGAAAGAUUAGAAUGAGUCUCCUGUAUUAACUCUAUUUUAUAUAUAUAAAUUGUAGUUUGUAUUAAUAAAAUAUAUUUCUUAUAAGAA
Molecule: messenger RNA, 2714 nt
Organism: Tribolium madens (black flour beetle)
Lineage: Eukaryota; Metazoa; Arthropoda; Insecta; Coleoptera; Tenebrionidae
Product: high affinity cationic amino acid transporter 1-like
Exons: 8
Biological process (GO): transmembrane transport; amino acid transport
Cellular component (GO): plasma membrane
Molecular function (GO): amino acid transmembrane transporter activity
Source: RefSeq, a predicted model, not a curated record